Molecule: messenger RNA, 975 nt
Organism: Lachnellula hyalina
Lineage: Eukaryota; Fungi; Ascomycota; Leotiomycetes; Helotiales; Lachnaceae
Gene: arg-13
Product: Amino-acid transporter arg-13
Exons: 2
Coding region: 1-975 (324 amino acids)
Biological process (GO): mitochondrial L-ornithine transmembrane transport
Molecular function (GO): L-ornithine transmembrane transporter activity
Source: RefSeq, a predicted model, not a curated record
AUGGCAGCAGCAGCGACCAAACCAGAGUUCUCUUCUGAUAACUCUCCAGCCAUCUCCGUCAAAGGCAAAGAAGCCAUAAUUGACGCCAUGGAAGAUAUAGUCUUUGGCUCUAUCGCAGGUAUAGCGGGGAAAUACAUCGAAUACCCAUUCGACACCAUAAAAGUGCGCCUCCAAUCCCGCCCAGACGCCUACACCGGCCCCCUCGACUGUCUGCGCCAAUCCCUGCGCACCGCCCCGCUGCUCUCUCUAUACCGCGGCAUCAGCGCGCCUCUGCUCGGCGCUGCGCUCGAAACCUCAUCUCUGUUCUUCUGGGAGCGCGUCGGGCGAGAAACGCUUUUCUGGGGCGGGUUUUACGAGCGUGAGAAAGUGCUGCCACUGGGCGCCUUGUGGUGCACUGGUGCAAUUAGCGGUGCGUUUACGAGUCUGGUGUUGACGCCUGUGGAGCUCGUCAAGUGCCGCAUACAGGUUGAUGGGGAGGGGAGGAGGGGCAAGGGGAUCCGGGAUGUGGUGAGGGAGGUUUGGAGGAGUGAGGGCGUGAGGGGUUUUUGGAGGGGACAGUUGGGGACGUUGAUCAGGGAGACGGGCGGCUGUGCUGCUUGGUUCGGGAGUAAGGAAAGCAUGACGCUCCUCUUCCGCCAUCUCAACUCCACUCCAUCCCCCAAAUCUGCCACCUCAGCAAUCCAAUCCAAUCCACACGACCUCCCUCCCCUCCCCCUCUGGCAACAAGCCCUAGCAGGCGCCAGCGCAGGCAUGUCCUACAACUUCCUCUUCUUCCCUGCCGACACCAUCAAGAGCCGCAUGCAGACCGGCGGCAAACAAGCCUUCUGGGCCGAGGGCACAGCUAUCUGGAGACAAUACGGUCUCCGGGGUUUAUAUAGGGGCUGUGGCAUUACGGUCGCGAGAAGUGCGCCCAGUAGUGCCUUUAUUUUUAUCAUCUUCGAUGCGCUGAAAGCGAGGUUUCACGUUGGCCCGUAG